AUGAAACUAGUCUAAUAAGAGUAUUACUUCAGCAGACCCAAAAUCAGCAGUCUUUAUUCACCUGAGAGCAAAUAUAAAUCUAUUUCUCAUUAUUCCGACAAAUCUUUAGUCCAGAAUAUUGAUACAUAAAUCUAGAUCAAUUAAAUCAUGCAGAACAUUUAAUACUUGAGAGGAAAGAUUAAUUACGAAAAGAAUUAACUGCAACAAUUAUCCUUUCUUAAUAGCGAUACUAAUUUCUCAUUUACCUCAGUACCUCUUAGUAAAUUAGAUCCUGAGUCCUACUAUAUGAAAUAAAAGAUUGUAUAACUUAAAGAACAGUUAAAACAAUUAGAGGAUGACCAGAAGCGAAUGUAAUCGAUGAACUAUGAGAAAAUUGACUAAAAUGAGGAGUAUGCCUUCAAAAAUUACACUAUGAUUGUCAUGAGGCGUAAAUCUAAAAAGUAGCUUAUUCGGCAUAAAAAUGAACUAGUAAAUUAGAUUAAAUAAUUAAAAAAUGAAAUUUAUAUGGAUUAAAUUGAAAUCAAUGUCUAAGACAAUCAAAUUAUGGUAUUAGAAAAAAAAUAUAAACAAUAUAAAAUAAGAUUAUCAAAAGUAUCUGAAUAGCUCAAAUAAAUUAAACAAAAUGUAAGUGUUUAUCAACAAUUUGAUAUGAAAAAGUCUAUGGAAAUCAAAGAUUUUAUGAGUAAGUUGGGAGUAGGGGAUUCUACAGUAGAUGACAUGGAUGAUGUGCUUGAAAAUUACAAUAGAAAAAUAUUAAAUAAUUAAAAAAUCAUAGAUGACUUUUUAUUAAUAGCAUAACAACGAUCCUAUUACACAUUGUCAUAAAUGUAAGAUCUAGAAUAUCAAAUCAAAUUAUAAAAGGAUGAUAAAUAAUAACUAUGUUAAUAAAUUAACGAACUAAAAUUACGCAUAUCUAAAUUCUCAAAAACCAAAAGAACAUCCUUGGAAAACAAUUACAAUAAAGAUAAUUAAAAUGAGGAUGAGGUAGUUGAUUGGAUUUUUAAUAGUAGGGAUUUAGAUGAGUUUCCUUUGACAUAAUCAAAAAAUAUGGAUGAUUUUGAAAGUGAUUUUUGA
Paramecium tetraurelia is the source of this 1074-nucleotide messenger RNA. RefSeq lists its product as uncharacterized. Lineage: Eukaryota; Ciliophora; Oligohymenophorea; Peniculida; Parameciidae. The transcript is spliced from 2 exons. The record is from RefSeq and is a predicted model, not a curated record.